UUUCCUGACAGUUAUUUACUUAGACCAAAUGAUUAGUUUUAGAAGGAUGGACUACAACAUUGAAUCAAUUACAAAGCGCGGUUUUGGAGCUCUCUGCCGUUGGAACUAGCGCGACCGAAAACAGAGGCGGCGACGGGGCGCAGAUUGGAGGCCCUGGACUCGCUUUGCUUUCUGCCCCCUCGAUGUGUAGGAUUUUCCUUGCGAGUUGACACUGGAGGAGAAGCUACCUGGCGCCAUGGUGCUCUCCUGUCAAGCCUUCCUGGUCCUUAGCUGGCUGUUGGCAGGGUCAGGCCUCACGCGCUGCGAACUGCCUCUGCCGUCCAUCUCUCCGGGCGACAGCGAGCGCGUGGUGCCGCUGAAUGCCUCGUUCUCUCUGCGAUGCUCCGGGGAGAGUGAGCUGAACUGGCAGUACCCCACGUCCGAGGACGAGAGCCCCAGGGUGCGUGUGCGCAGCGAGGAGAACAACAGUGGCCUCUUUAUGGCCGUGCUGGAGGUGGCCAGUGCCACGGCGGCCCACACUGGCUGGUACACCUGCUACUACAACCACACGCAGACGGAGGAUGGCGACGUGGAGGGCAGCCACGUGUAUAUCUAUGUGCCGGACCCGGAUGUCGCCUUUGUGCCCCUGGGGAUGACUGACUACUUGGUGAUUGUGGAAGACGACGACUCAGCCAUCAUCCCAUGUCGCACCACGGACCCUGAGACCCAUGUCACCCUGCGCAACAGCCAUGGGGUGGUGUCUGCCUCCUACGAUAACAAGCAUGGCUUCAAUGGCACCUUCACCAUGGGGCCAUACGUGUGCGAGGCCACCGUCCAUGGGAGGACCUUCCAGACCAUCCCCUUCAACAUCUAUGCCUUGAAAGCCACCUCAGAAUUGGAUCUCGAAAUGGAAGCCCUGCAGACAGUGUAUAAGGCUGGGGAGACGAUCGUGGUCACCUGUGCUGUCUUCAACAAUGAAGUGGUGGACCUGCAGUGGGCCUACCCUGGCGAGGUGAGGGGAAAAGGUGUGACGGCGCUGGAAGAGAUCAAAGUCCCGACCCUCAAGCUGGUGUACACUCUGACCGUGCCUGGGGCCACGGUGAAGGACAGCGGAGACUACGAGUGUGCCGCCCGCCAGGCCACCAGGGAGGUCAAGGAGAUGAAGAAGGUCACCAUUUCUGUGCAUGAGAAGGGCUUUGUGGAGAUCCAGCCCGCCUUCAGCCAGUCCGAGGCCAUCGGCCUGCACGAAGUCCGGCAUUUCGUGGUGGAUGUGCGGGCCUACCCGCCGCCGCACAUCUCCUGGCUCAAGGACAGCCUGACACUCAUCGAGAAUCUCACUGAGAUCACCACUGACGUGGAGAAGGUCCAGGAGAUCAGAUAUCGAUGCAAGCUGAAGCUCAUUCGUGCCAAGGAGGAAGACAGUGGCCACUACACCAUCGUGGUUCAGAACGAAGAUGCUGUGCAGAGCUACACAUUCGAACUCUUGACUCAAGUUCCCGCGUCCAUCCUGGACCUGGUGGACGAUCAGCACGGCUCCACCGGCGGGCAGACAGUGACGUGCACGGCCAGCGGCAUGCCCCCUCCCGAGAUCGAGUGGCUCAUCUGCAAGGAUAUCAAGAAAUGUAACAAUGACACGUCGUGGACGAUCCUGGCCAGCAACAUCUCCAACAUCAUCACGGAGACCCACCCCCGAGGCAGGAGUGUGGUGGAGGGUCGGCUCACCUUCUCCAAGGUGGAGGAGACCCUGGCGGUUCGCUGCCUGGCCAGGAAUCCCUUGGGGACUGAGAACCGAGAGCUGAAGCUGGUGGCUCCCAGCCUGCGCUCUGAGCUCACCGUGGCAGCCGCAGUCCUGGUGCUCCUGGUGAUUGUGAUAGUCUCACUGAUCAUCCUGGUUGUCAUUUGGAAACAGAAACCCAGGUACGAGAUCCGCUGGAGGGUGAUUGAGUCCAUCAGCCCCGAUGGACACGAGUACAUUUACGUCGACCCCAUGCAGCUGCCUUACGACUCGCGAUGGGAGUUUCCCAGAGAUGGACUCGUGCUGGGUCGGAUCCUGGGCUCCGGAGCUUUUGGGAAGGUGGUGGAAGGCACAGCCUAUGGACUGAGCCGGUCCCAGCCUGUGAUGAAAGUGGCUGUGAAGAUGUUGAAACCCACGGCCCGAUCCAGUGAGAAGCAGGCCCUCAUGUCAGAACUGAAGAUCAUGACUCACCUGGGGCCACACCUGAACAUCGUCAACCUGCUGGGCGCCUGCACCAAGGCGGGCCCCAUUUACAUCAUCACCGAGUACUGCUUCUACGGUGACUUGGUGAACUAUUUGCAUAAGAACAGGGACAGCUUUCUGAGCCGCCACCCGGAGAAGCCCAAGAAAGAGUUGGACAUCUUUGGUCUGAACCCAGCGGACGAGAGCACGCGCAGCUACGUGAUUUUAUCUUUCGAGAACAAUGGUGACUACAUGGACAUGAAGCAAGCCGAGAGCACGCAGUACGUGCCCAUGCUGGAGAGGAAAGAGGUCUCUAAGUACGCGGACAUCCAGCGGUCACUCUACGACCGUCCGGCUUCCUACAAGAAGAAAUCCAUGCUAGAUUCGGAAGUCAAGAACCUUCUUUCGGAUGACAACUCCGAAGGCCUCACCUUGUUGGAUUUGUUGAGUUUCACCUACCAAGUUGCUCGUGGCAUGGAAUUUUUGGCUUCCAAAAAUUGUGUCCACCGGGACCUGGCUGCACGCAACGUCCUUCUGGCACAAGGGAAGAUUGUCAAGAUCUGUGACUUUGGUCUAGCCAGGGAUAUCAUGCAUGAUUCUAACUACGUCUCCAAAGGCAGCACCUUCCUGCCUGUGAAGUGGAUGGCCCCUGAGAGCAUCUUCGACAACCUCUACACCACGCUGAGCGAUGUCUGGUCCUACGGCAUUCUGCUCUGGGAGAUCUUCUCUCUGGGGGGCACUCCCUAUCCUGGCAUGAUGGUGGAUUCCACAUUCUACAACAAGAUCAAGAGCGGGUACCGGAUGGCCAAGCCCGACCAUGCCACCAGUGAAGUUUAUGAGAUCAUGGUCAAAUGCUGGAACAGUGAGCCGGAGAAACGACCCUCGUUUUACCACCUGAGCGAGAUUGUGGAGAAUUUGCUGCCUGGACAGUAUAAGAAGAGCUAUGAGAAAAUUCACCUGGACUUCCUGAAGAGUGACCACCCAGCCGUGGCUCGCAUGCGCGUGGACUCGGACAACGCGUACGUCGGCGUCACCUACAAGAAUGAAGAAGACAAGCUCAAGGACUGGGAGGGUGGCCUGGGCGAGCAGAGGCUGAGCGCCGACAGCGGCUACAUCAUCCCGCUGCCUGACAUCGACCCCAUGCCCGAGGAGGAGGAUGGGGGCAAACGCAACCGUCACAGGCACAGAGAGACAGAGAAAGAGAAGGAGACACAGAGAUCUUCCGUCCGCUGGUUCACUCCCCACAUGGCUGCAACGGCCGGGGCUGGGCCAGACCGAAGCCAGAAGCCAGGAACUUCUUCUGGGUUUCCCAUCUCGCAGACCUCCGAGGAGAGCGCCAUUGAGACAGGCUCCAGCAGCUCCACCUUCCUGAAGAGAGAGGACGAGACCAUCGAAGACAUGGACCUGCUGGACGACGUUGGCGUGGACCCCUCGGACCUGGUGGAGGACAGUUUCCUGUGACUGGCAGGUGCCCGUGGGCUCCCCAAAGCGCCUCUGGGUCCCCUUCAGAAAACCACUUCAUUACAAGGUACAGGUUGAGAGAGGACAUGAGUGAUACCGGUGACAUAUUUCCAGCAGCCGAGCCACCUUGGCUGGGGCACUUGGAGGCUGAGCUGGCGAUGGCGUGUGGAGGUGGAGGAGGGAGUGACGGACCACGGGAGGCAAACUUCCUGCCUCGAGGGCAUGGUGAGAUUUGCACACACACCAUGCUCUGCAGAUGUCAGCAUCGCAGUCUUGUACCUAACUCUCACCAAGGGUGCGCCCAGGUCCGUGUCUUCUAUGCCCUGGCCUCCCAGGGAGACCACUGGGUCUGUGCACUGCUUAGCUGCUGAUGGACUUCUUAGCCACCUGCGUGCCAGACCGCUUUGGAACUCUGAAAAGGUACGUGGCCUGGAGCCUCUCACUUCUCUGUAGUGGAGAAUGAUUAACCAGCCUCGUUGGAUAGAUUUGGGUCACUGAAGAGCCCAAGAACGUGUUUCUGUAUUAUAACCUAUGUGUAUAACCAUACUACUGGUGUCAGUCAUUUAAGUGUAUAUAACACCUAACAUGGCUUCCUUACCGAGAAAGCACAUUUGAAAAAAAAAAAAAGAUCCUAUGUAGGUAAUGGUCUGACAAGUUUCUGACAUGUAUUUUCAAUUGCUUAUGUUUCUCUGAAAAAUAGGGUGAUCACCGUAGUUGCAUUAGUCGGACCCGGAGAACAAAAUCAAAGUAGUGUUGUCCAGGAAGUAAACAGA
Messenger RNA from Ochotona princeps (American pika), 4410 nucleotides. It is a transcript of the gene PDGFRA, whose product is annotated as platelet derived growth factor receptor alpha. Gene Ontology annotation, cellular component: signaling receptor complex. The coding region runs from base 236 to 3637 and encodes 1133 amino acids. Lineage: Eukaryota; Metazoa; Chordata; Mammalia; Lagomorpha; Ochotonidae. The transcript is spliced from 24 exons. The record is from RefSeq and is a predicted model, not a curated record. Gene Ontology annotation, molecular function: ATP binding; platelet-derived growth factor alpha-receptor activity; platelet-derived growth factor binding. Gene Ontology annotation, biological process: multicellular organism development; positive regulation of kinase activity; protein phosphorylation.